UAGCCUGUAUAUCUCGUGGCUGCUGGAACCCAUCUCAGGGCCUGACCAGCUCAGAGCUUCUGCGCAUGCGCACCGGAGCAGCGCUAAUGGCGGAGAGCGUGCGGUCGCCGUUCGAUUACCGGGAGCCCCCGACCCUCGACAGCGACGGGGAUGGAGGAAAGCCGCCGCCGCCGCGCGGGCGAGUGUGUGGCAGGAAGAGGAAGGGGACGCCGGUGAAGGUGUGUGAAAGAGUGGCGUAUGUGACGGAGGACGAGGAGGAGAGUCUGUCUGAACACAGUUACAGCCCAGGGGAUGAGCAGUACACAGAGGGAGCUGAAGACCGGAUUCCUGCGCCGAGCAGCCCGUUCUUCCUCACCGACCCGGCACAGCUCUGUGUGCCAGAGCUGGCUGAAGAGGGCGCUAGCGGCGUCCGCGGCCCUGUGCUGUUCCACCCAGCGCCCAACUGCAGGAUUAGAGAGGUGCAUUGUGGGAGUCAGGUCCGGCUCGUCGUCAUAGCCAUUCGAGACAUUGCCAAAGGAGAGGAGAUCACAGUGGACUACAGCCUGACCGACUGGGGAGAAAAUGCCAUGGGCUUUCAUACUUCAGUGUCCCCGCGCGGGUUUGAAUGUGGAUUCAACCCAGAGAGCAACAUCAAGAAGGAGGAGGAGCCGGGUUCACUCCCAAUGUCUCUCAGCGUUUCCUUCACAUGCCCCGCCCCCUCUUCGCCGACGCCCUUCCAGCAGCCUCUAGCCCCGCCCACCACCAACAUAAACAAUAACAUAAACAUAAACAUCGGCGCGAGCGGCGCGCUCUCCCACAGACAGCACUGUCCCUACUGCGGCCGUCACUUCCGCUCGCUCGCUAGGCACCUGGAGAAACACCACGAGCAGCAGCCCGAGGUCCGAGCCGCCAUGGAGCUGUCGCACCCCCCCGCCUCCUCGCACCCCUUCACAUCUCCCUCUCAGCCCUCGUCCUCCCUGUUUCCCCGCGAGCGAGACGCUUCGUCUUCAGCGCCGAAGUCCGGAGGCGUCUCCUUCUCGCUCUCGCUGUCUCCGCCUCCUGCCUCCAAUACCGCAAAAAAGAGCUCAGCGACAGCGCCUAAAAACAAGAGCCCGGCCGUCUCGCCCAAGCCUCCCGCCAGGAGAGGACGGCCGCCGAAGAAAGAGAAAGAACAGCAGGAGAAGAAGCAGGAGGAGCCCGGGAAACAGGAGGAGGAGGAGGAGGAGGAGGAGAAGAAUCAAGAAGACGGAGGCGCAGAGGAGAAGAACGGUGUCGUGGCGAGCCCUGGGCGCUCUCACAUGCCUCCUCUGCUGUCGUCGCUCUCCACACUGGUGCUGUAUCUCCGGCGGCAGCAGCACUCCUCGUUCCUGUCUCUGUCGCGCGCUCCUCCAUCCGCCGAGGCCUGGCGUCUGCUCUGCCACUCCAGCCUGGCCCUGCUGAUCCUCUACAACCGGCACCGCGAGUGUGAGGUGGCCAAGCUCACGCUGCAGGACUACCGCAGCCGCGCUGCUCCCUCCUCUCCCUCGCUCGACUCCUCGCUCUCCCCGUUCGAGCGCGCCGUCCUCGGCCAGCUCCCGCGUGUUAGCGUGCUGGGCAAACGCGGCCGCCUCCAGCCGCUCAUCCUUCCUCCGCACUCGGAGGCGUGUCUGGAUCUGCUCCUGGAGACGUCUGCAGAUGUGGGCGUGGAUCCCCAGAGCCCCUAUGUGUUCUCCCGGCCAUAUCACUCCCCGGCCACGCCGCUGCGCGGGACCGACCUGCUGCGGAGCCUGGCGCGCUCUAGCAGCGCUAAGAAUAAAUUACAAAAAGUGGUUUGGUAA
This is a messenger RNA of Sinocyclocheilus rhinocerous, 1796 nucleotides long. RefSeq lists its product as uncharacterized. The record is from RefSeq and is a predicted model, not a curated record. Gene Ontology annotation, molecular function: protein binding. The transcript is spliced from 9 exons. Bases 66 to 1796 code for a protein of 576 amino acids. NCBI's taxonomy places the organism in Eukaryota, Metazoa, Chordata, Actinopteri, Cypriniformes, Cyprinidae.